Rhipicephalus sanguineus (brown dog tick) is the source of this 1078-nucleotide messenger RNA. RefSeq lists its product as uncharacterized. NCBI's taxonomy places the organism in Eukaryota, Metazoa, Arthropoda, Arachnida, Ixodida, Ixodidae. The transcript has 5 exons. The coding region runs from base 300 to 671 and encodes 123 amino acids. The record is from RefSeq and is a predicted model, not a curated record.
GAAUUGUGUACACGCGCAGAGAACCGUUGGGGCCUCGCCUUAUCGCCGCCUAGGAAGUGAGUCGAACUUCGGACCCUGACCGUUUCCUACGUUGAAGUCCCGCUGGCGCCGCCGCACAGAACUCCCGCAAGCUGCCGGAAGCCGACGCUGCGGCACGACAGUCCCGUAAGGUGCUCUCCGCGAACGAAAUUCAUCCAAGUGCGCUGCUGCACAAUAAACGCGUCGGCCGCCCUCCAGUGGAGCAGACGGAUCGCCCUCUUUGUCCUGGCACGUCCUGAGCACCCAGACCUCUCACAAAGAUGACGCAGGCGGAGUUCCGCGCGUUCCGCGUCGGAAACAUGACGGCGGUGACGCUGUGCACCAUGUGCCUGGUGGGCGUCGGCCUGCUUCUGCUCAUCUCGGGCGCCGUGGUCACCGGCAUCGUCUACACCGAGGUGCGGCCUCCAACAGCCGACGAGAACUACGACAGGUACCGUGGCGCUGACCUUCGCCGAGUGCUCGGCCCUCUGAUGCUCUGCCUGGGUGGCUUCCUGCUCAUCGGCGGCUGCGUGUUCAUGGCUUUCGGCUACUACUCAAACUACCGCGACGAAGAGCGUGGCUACUCGCAGGCGCACGCGCGCGACUACGACAGCGGCCAGCAGCCCAGAGAUGUCAAAGUGAGCACGUACUGAGAGCGGCCCAGAUGCAUUACUUCGGAAGCUCAUCCAAGGAGGACUUGGAAGCCGGGACGAGGAUGAUGGAGAGAUGAGUUCAGCCCCGAACCUGCUCCGCGACCCCUUGUACAUACAUUUUGGCAGCUGCUGCGGCGCCUAUAUAUAUAUAUAUAAAGAUGAAAAUGUACACGUCACAGAAGCGCGCCUCUUCAUCAGUUACGUCACAUGUUUAACGCUACGCAGCAUUUGCCCGCGCACAACUAUAUACCAGCAUUUGUCCUUCUUUAACGAGCGGCACAAUUUCAUCGUCAGAGUAACUACAUCGUAAUCGCUAUGAAAAGAGAGGCAUUGUCAUUCAUAGAAUACAUGACCUGCAUUGUAGUCAUUAGCCACCCAGUGAAAUAAAACUAUUGUCAAGCCACAAA